Myotis davidii is the source of this 1682-nucleotide messenger RNA. RefSeq names its product cyclin K (gene CCNK). The record is from RefSeq and is a predicted model, not a curated record. Gene Ontology annotation, biological process: positive regulation of DNA-templated transcription, elongation; regulation of transcription by RNA polymerase II. NCBI's taxonomy places the organism in Eukaryota, Metazoa, Chordata, Mammalia, Chiroptera, Vespertilionidae. The transcript is spliced from 12 exons. The coding region runs from base 153 to 1682 and encodes 509 amino acids. Gene Ontology annotation, molecular function: cyclin-dependent protein serine/threonine kinase activator activity. Gene Ontology annotation, cellular component: cyclin/CDK positive transcription elongation factor complex; nucleus.
GCGCCGACGCAGCGCAAUGACGUAUCCCCGACAUCCCACGUCCAAGAUGGCCGCGGUCGGCAAGGAGAGACGUCGCUGAGGGGCUUACCGGAGGCGAGGAGAUCCUAACAUUUUCAGAGAAUCUUUUGAAAAGAACAAGUCUACUUCAAUAAAUGAAGGAGAAUAAAGAAAAUUCCAGCCCUUCAGUAACCUCAGCAAACCUGGACCACACAAAACCAUGUUGGUACUGGGAUAAGAAAGACUUGGCUCAUACACCCUCUCAGCUAGAAGGACUUGACCCAGCCACUGAGGCCCGGUACCGCCGAGAGGGGGCUCGGUUCAUCUUUGAUGUGGGCACGCGUUUGGGACUACACUAUGAUACCCUGGCAACUGGAAUAAUUUAUUUUCAUCGCUUCUAUAUGUUGCAUUCCUUUAAGCAAUUUCCAAGAUAUGUAACAGGAGCUUGUUGUCUCUUUCUGGCUGGGAAAGUAGAAGAAACACCCAAAAAAUGUAAAGAUAUCAUCAAAACAGCUCAUAGCUUAUUAAAUGAUGUACAAUUUGGCCAGUUUGGAGAUGACCCAAAGGAAGAAGUAAUGGUUCUGGAGAGAAUCUUACUACAGACUAUAAAGUUUGAUUUACAGGUAGAACAUCCAUACCAGUUCCUACUCAAAUAUGCAAAACAACUCAAAGGUGAUAAAAACAAAAUUCAAAAGUUGGUUCAAAUGGCAUGGACAUUUGUAAAUGACAGUCUCUGCACGACCUUGUCACUGCAGUGGGAACCGGAGAUCAUAGCCGUGGCAGUGAUGUAUCUCGCGGGACGUUUGUGCAAAUUUGAAAUACAAGAAUGGACCUCCAAACCCAUGUAUCGGAGAUGGUGGGAGCAGUUUGUGCAAGAUGUCCCUGUGGAUGUUCUGGAAGAUAUCUGCCACCAAAUCCUGGAUCUUUACUCACAAGGAAAACAACAGAUGCCUCAUCACACGCCUCAUCAGCUGCAUCAGCCCCCAUCGCUCAACCCCACACCACAAGUGCCACCAGUGCCACCGUCACAGUCGGCUCCAGGCCCUGAACCACCGCAGCCCCCACAGAAGGACCCGCAGCCAUCAACCCAGCCGCCACCACCGCCACAGCAAGUCCAGCAGCCCAAGAAACUGUCCCCACAGCCUAGUCCCCCCCGCCAGGUGAAGCGCGCCACGGUUGUUUCUCCCAAAGAAGAGAACAAAGCAGCAGAACCACCACCACCUAAAAUUCCCAAAAUAGAGACCACUCACCCUCCAUUGCCUCCGGCCCACCCACCACCAGACCGGAAGCCUCCCCUCGCGGCUGCCUUAGGCGAGGCUGAGCCACCAGGCCCUGUGGAUGCCAGUGACCUCCCCAAAGUCCAGAUUCCUCCUCCGGCCCACCCGGCCCCUGUGCACCAGCCACCACCGCUGCCACACCGGCCACCACCGCCGCCACCCUCCAGCUACAUAACCGGGAUGUCCCCCACCAGCUCCUUCAUGUCCGGAGAGGGCUACCAGAGCCUGCAGUCCAUGAUGAAGACCGAGGGCCCCUCCUACAGCGCCCUGCCCCCUGCCUACGGGCCUCCAGCAGAGGCCCCUCGAGUAGCAGCUAGUGGCCCAAAUGGGGCCGCUGUGUGCUGGCUGCAGCCGCACCUGAAAUGCUCCCAGGGGCCAUGGCCCCCUGCCCAACGAGCCAUCGCCUGA